Spodoptera litura is the source of this 1676-nucleotide messenger RNA. RefSeq lists its product as uncharacterized. The record is from RefSeq and is a predicted model, not a curated record. NCBI's taxonomy places the organism in Eukaryota, Metazoa, Arthropoda, Insecta, Lepidoptera, Noctuidae. Gene Ontology annotation, cellular component: extracellular matrix.
GAACACUGUACACAAAUCAACAUGUUCUCCAAAAUCGUAGCUCUUUGCGGAGUUAUGGCGGUGUGCCAGGCUGGUCUCCUGCCCGCCCCCGUGCACUACUCUUCUGCUGCCGCUGUCUCCUCCCAGAACAUCGUGCGUCACGACCAGCCUGCCCAACACGUCGCCUACCACGCUGCUCCCGCAGUCGCCUACCACGCCGCUCCCACUGCCGUCGCCUACCACGCCGCUCCCGCUCACUACUCUUCAGCUGCUGCUGUAUCUUCCCAAAACAUCGUGCGUCAUGACCAACCUGCCAAGCAUGUAGCCGUUGCUGCCCCAGCUGUGGCCUACCACGCCGCCCCUGCCGUCGCCUACCACGCUGCCCCCGCUGUGGCCUACCACGCCGCUCCCGCCCCUGUUGCCUACCACGCCGCUCCUGUCGUAGCCCACGCUGAAGAGUUCGACGCUCACCCCAAAUACGAGUACAACUACUCCGUAGCUGACAGCCACACCGGUGACAACAAGUCCCAGCAGGAGUCUCGCGACGGUGAUGUCGUGAAAGGCUCGUACUCCUUCCACGAAGCCGACGGCUCCGUCAGGACCGUGGAGUACUCCGCCGACGACCACAGCGGCUUCAACGCCGUGGUGCACAACUCCGCGCCCACUGCCGCUCCCGUGCACGUCAAGGCCGCUCCCGUCUACGUUGCGCCUGCUCACUAUGGAGGUCCUUAUGAGCGUAUACUGCUGAGCCACGGCGGCAGAUAUGUGAAUAAUCCGUUGUCGGAAGACGAUGAGUCCAGGUUUUAUCCUGUCAAUAAUGUUAGCCCUGCUUGGUGGAACCCCCUCCGCCACCUAAACUUAGAUAUUUGGAUUAUCAUUUCACCUUUAGAUCACAAAAGAAACAACAUGUUCUCCAAAGUGGUUGCUCUGUGCGCUUUCGUGGCUGCGGCCCAGGCUGGUCUCCUGGCUGCGCCUGCUCACUACUCUCCUGCUGAAGCAGUUUCUUCCCAGAGCAUCGUCCGGCACGACCAGACCCACGCUGCUCCCGUGGCUAAGCUCGCAUUCGCAGCUCCCGUAGCCAAGCUCGCCGUCGCCGCUCCUGUAGCUUACCACGCCGCUCCCGCUGUGGCUUACCACGCCGCUCCUGCUCACUACUCCUCUGCUGCCGCUGUCUCCUCCCAGAACAUCGUGCGUCACGACCAGUCUGCCCAACACGCUGCUCCUGCUCACGUUGCCUACCAUGCAGCCCCUGCCGCGGUCGCCUACCACGCUGCCCCAGCCCCCGUUGCCUACCACGCUGCACCAGUUGCCAAACUUGUCGCUCAACAAGAAGAGGUCGCCUACCCCAAGUAUGAGUACACAUACUCGGUUGCUGAUGGCCACACUGGUGACAACAAAUCCCAGCAAGAGUCUCGUGAUGGUGAUGUUGUGAAGGGCUCUUACUCUUUCCACGAAGCCGACGGCUCCAUCAGAACUGUAGAGUACACCGCUGAUGACCACAACGGUUUCAACGCUGUUGUACACAACUCUGCGCCCACUGCCGCGCCAGUCCACAUCAAAGCUGCGCCCGUGCUUGUAAAGGCUGCCCCUGCCCUCAAGUACUACCACCACUAAUGUACCAAAAACUUAUGCUUAAGUAAUAUUGUAAAUUGUUAUUAUUUUUGUACGUAAUACAAAACCAGUACGAUUCUAAAUUA